AUGGGAAGGAAGAAAGCUACCGAGAGAUCUCGUUACGGCUCUUUCGCCAGACUAAGUAAGCCGCUAUCCAAGCCUUCGAUCUGCCUGUGGCUCUUGUCAGGCAGAAAGUGCUUAAUCAACACGUCCUCCGACAGCGAGAACGACCGGACUGCCGCCGCCAUAAACUUUGACGACGACGAGGAGGACAUCUGCCGAGCCUACUACAUCUCCAAGCCCACCGACAUCUCGCCGCGGUUGACCUGGCCGCCGCCGCACGUCAUCCGUGCUUCCGAGCGUUUCUUCGUGCCCCCCACCGCGGCCAGCUCCCUCGUGGAGGAAGUCCGGGCUAGCUCCACCAGUCAAUCCGACAUGGUCAGCGUCGACAGCACCGCAGUCAUCACGUUCUCCAAGGAUCCCUGCCAUGAUUUCCUGAUAUCAAUGCAGGAGAUGAUGGAGGCGCACAAUGCGGGGGGCGCGGAUGACCAGUUGGAUUGGGAGUUUAUGGAGCAGCUUCUCCUCUGCUAUCUGGAGCUCAACGAACAGAGCGUCCACAAGGACAUUCUCAGGGCCUUCACCGAUCUGACCGCGGCUUUUCGUCGCGUGAUGCUGUAG
This is a messenger RNA of Musa acuminata AAA Group (dessert banana), 591 nucleotides long. Its product is annotated as transcription repressor OFP14-like. The record is from RefSeq and is a predicted model, not a curated record. Gene Ontology annotation, biological process: negative regulation of DNA-templated transcription. The coding region runs from base 1 to 591 and encodes 196 amino acids. The transcript has a single exon. NCBI's taxonomy places the organism in Eukaryota, Viridiplantae, Streptophyta, Magnoliopsida, Zingiberales, Musaceae.